This is a messenger RNA of Cheilinus undulatus (humphead wrasse), 656 nucleotides long. RefSeq names its product transmembrane 4 L six family member 21b (gene tm4sf21b). The transcript is spliced from 5 exons. Lineage: Eukaryota; Metazoa; Chordata; Actinopteri; Labriformes; Labridae. Bases 1 to 597 code for a protein of 198 amino acids. Gene Ontology annotation, cellular component: membrane. The record is from RefSeq and is a predicted model, not a curated record.
AUGUGUACGGGAGCGUGCUCAAAGUUCAUCGCCAUCCCCCUCUACGUCCUGGCCCUGGUGUCAGUCAUCUGUAACAUCAUACUCUUCUUCCCCGACUUCCAGACCAAGUACGCCGCCGAGGACCGGGAUGGGAAGGACAGGAUCACCGAGGAGGUGAAAUACAUGGGAGGCCUGAUCGGAGGAGGAAUCAUGGUCCUGAUUCCUGCCAUCCACAUCCAUCUGACCAGUGCUGAUAAGUGCUGCGCUAACCGCUGUGGGAUGUUUCUGUCCAUCGGCUUUGCAGCAGCUGGUGUUUUUGGCGCCAUCUACAGUCUAAGUGUUGCAGCUCUGGGUCUUGCUAACGGCCCCACAUGUCUCUUUAUGGAACAGGGUGAACAGAUUUGGGGCACACCCUUCGUCAGCAGUAACGGGAGCUACCUGGGCAAUAAAGACCUGUGGGACAUAUGUUUGGAGCCGAAGGAUGUGGUGGGCUUUAACGUCAGCCUCUUCUCUACGCUGCUGGUGGCCGCCGGUCUUGAGCUCAUCCUCUGUCUGUUCCAGAUGGUUAAUGGCCUGUUCGGAUGUCUCUGUGGGACCUGCUCCGGGGGCAAAGAGUAAGCUGAACUAAAACUCUCCAUGAAAAAAAACACCACUGCUACCAACAACAUGGUCUCCAU